Scaptodrosophila lebanonensis is the source of this 1143-nucleotide messenger RNA. RefSeq names its product RNA polymerase II degradation factor 1. The transcript is spliced from 2 exons. The coding region runs from base 1 to 1143 and encodes 380 amino acids. NCBI's taxonomy places the organism in Eukaryota, Metazoa, Arthropoda, Insecta, Diptera, Drosophilidae. The record is from RefSeq and is a predicted model, not a curated record.
AUGAAGCCUAUCGCAAUUUUAGUGGUUCUAUCGUGCGCCUUGCUUGCCGCAUCGGUGCCGCAGGGCUACAAGUACCAGCAGCCCCAAGUGGUGCAACAAGGGCAGCAGGUGAAGCAGACGGUGCCACUUGGCAAUCUUCGCCCCCAGACGCCGGUCUCGUCGAGCGGAAUUUACUCAGUUCCGCAAGCCCCUUCGUUGGGCCAAUUCAGCGUGCAGACACAACAGCAACAACAGCAACAACAACAAAUUCAGACUAUUCAGAACAUCGCAUCUCCUCCCGCUUCCAUUGGAUUGCCUGCGCCCAUUCCCGUACAGGCACCAAUAGCUCUUCCGCAAUUGCAAGUGCCCCAGCCGCAGCAACAGCCACAGCUGGUUAGCUAUCAGCAGCCCCAACAAUUUGUACAGAAUGUUCAGCAGCCGCAGCAACAAUUUGUGCAGACUCAAUAUGUGCAGCGACCCGCUAUUGUGACGAAGGAUAUCUAUAUUCACUCCGCUCCCGACGAUACUGAGGAGAUUGGUCAAGCCGGACCUGGAUUAGACAGUGGUCCCAUCCGCAAGAACUAUCGCAUUGUGUUCAUUAAGGCUCCUAGCCAGAAUCUGCGAUACACCGCCGCUGCCUUGAAGCGCGCUCAAGCAACUAACGAGGAGAAGACAGUCAUCUAUGUGCUGUCCAAGAAACCUGACAUUAGCGAAAUCCAACAGCAAUUGCAGGUCACUCAAUCCGAGGCCAAGGUGCACAAGCCGGAAGUCUACUUCAUCAAGUACAAAACGCAGGAGGAGGCUCAGCGCGCUCAACAGGAAAUUCAGGCACAAUACGACGCUUUAGGUGGCGCCACGCAUAUCUCUGACGAAGGCAUUGCUCCGAUUACUAGCGUCUCCGGAGGCCCCUUGAACCUGGGCAGCCUUGUACCACAGCAAAUUCAAUCACAGCAGAUUGUGCAGCCCCAUAUCCAGACCAUCUCGCAAUCCAUUUCGCAACCACAAAUUGUGCAGACGCACACCACGCAGGAGUUAUCGCAUGGCAGCCAGCAGCAGACAUUUGUGCAGCAAGGGGGCUUCCAAGCCUCUUCUCUGGGGACUGGCAUUAACUUUGGUGCCAGCCUGCCAUCAAGAAAAUAUGUUCCCGCCAAAGCUUUGAAAUAA